Molecule: messenger RNA, 705 nt
Organism: Lucilia sericata (common green bottle fly)
Lineage: Eukaryota; Metazoa; Arthropoda; Insecta; Diptera; Calliphoridae
Exons: 1
Coding region: 1-705 (234 amino acids)
Molecular function (GO): nucleic acid binding
Source: RefSeq, a predicted model, not a curated record
AUGUAUUCGGACAACGGCACUAAUUUUGUUGGCUGCGACAGAGAAUUGCGAGAUUUGUACCAACAUUUGAACCAGGACAAUACUCAAUUUGGAUUGAAUAAGGAACUGAGCGAUAACCAGAUCAAAUGGCAUUUUACGCCACAAUCUGCUCCUCACUUUGGUGGUAUUUGGGAGGCUGGUGUGAAGUCUGUGAAGGGUCAUUUGAAGCGUGUAUUGGCAAAUGCUUCUGUUACAUACGAGGAGAUGGUUACUAUUCUUUGUCAAGUGGAAAGUUGUCUUAAUUCACGUCCAAUGUGCCUGAGAUUUGUGGGUGACAUGGAUCCUCUAACUCCAUCACAUUUUUUGAUAUUGCGAUCGAUGUCAGCAAUCACGGAUGGGAAGGUAGAUUCAGCAAGGAUUAACUACAAUGAUAGGUGGCGCUAUGUUCAGAGACUGGUGCACGAGUUCUGGGGUAAAUGGGCAUUGGAAUAUUUAGGCCAAUUACAACGUCGGCCGAAAUGGUCACAUAAAUUGGCUAAUUUGAAUGUGGGGGAUAUUGUUAUAGUUAAGGACGAUAAUUUACCUCCUACUCAAUGGUCAAUAGCUAAGGUUAUUCAGACUCAUUCUGGAUCGGAUUCAUUGGUGAGCGUUGUUACGGUGAGAACAUCUAAAGGCGUAUAUAAACGACCUGUCUCUAAGUUAUGUCCUUUGUUCUUGGAAAUUUGA